AAUUUUAGACAGUAUGUGUAAUAACAUACUUAAUUUUUUUUAAAUGCCACCAUAAAAUAAUCUCUCAUAUAUAUGCCAUUUUAAAAUUUUGGACAAAAAUACUCAUAUCAACCAAGACCCCUCACCUUCUCUCUUCCCAGCCAAACCAAACUCUUUCCUCUUCCCAGCCAAACCAAAUUCUUCCCUCUUCCCAGCCAAACUCUCUCAUUUCUAUCUCAUUAUUUUCUCUCGGGUCACAUUCUCACCAUCUCAGGCGAAGCUCUCUCUCUCCCCACAGUCGCCGUCGCCACCGUCUUCUCCAUCUCCGGCCACGGUAAGAUGCCACCCAAACGUAUCCCACCACUUGAGAUCCCUAUGGAGGAUCAUUAUGUCGGUCGUAUGACCUAUAGGGGUUCCGGGAGGUUAACAAAAUUGAAGAAAAGAUUUGAGGAGCAUGGAUUGUUGGGGAGGGUGAAUGAGUCUGUUUUUGGACCAUUCUUCACAGCCCCUCCCUUUUCGUUCUCUGGGGCAUUGGUUCACACACUACUUUUGCGGAAGGUCAAGUCUCCGCGUGGCGAUGAGGUACACUUCUUGAUGGGCCCAAACUUAUGUAAGUUUGGGGUGCACGAGUUUGCCAUUAUCACCGGCCUGAGCUGCUCCUGUCCACCACUUGUCGUUGACAUUGAACCUCACAUUACUUCCUCCCGCCUAGUUGAUACAUAUUUCAGUGUGGAACCCGAAAAAGACAUUCGGUUCAGUAUCUUGGAACGAGCUUUUAGUAUGUGCGAUGUACCUGAUGAUUUGUACAAGCUCGGUUUGGUUUACUUUGUGGAGGGGAUACUAUUGGGCGCUGAGAACGACAAUGCUAUUUGGCGAGAUUCAUUGUCGAUGGUCGAGGAUUUAGAUUAUUUUGAGAAGUAUCCAUGGGGAUCCCUUUCAUUCGAUACAACUGUGAAACAAUUCAAUAGAGAUAUGAAAGCGAUUGGUGGUACAAUACCAGGUAAGAAGGCGAAGAAGAUCACUGAGGUGGAGUCUUCUAAGGGUUUUAAGGUGGAGGCAAAGUACACUUGCAAGGGGUAUCCACCAGCCUUGCAAUAUUGGGCAUACGAGACGAUUCUUGAUUUACAGAAGGAACACGCCAAGCCCUGUGGAUUCAAGUUCCCUAGGAUGCUACAGUGGGAGAGCAUAGGCCAGUCGAAGCAUUUGCAUUUGAAGGAUGUACUUGCGAGGAGACAUUUGUCAUGCAUUUCUAUCCUAAGGCCUCGACCAAAUGAGCGAGACUUCUUUGAUGCCGUAUAUCAGAGGACAGAGGGGGAUGCUCCUAGGUAUGCGAUGCUACAGAAUACGAUCCAGCCUGCACCAGAGGAUGGAAGACCUUACGAUCCUGAGGCAGAGGCUGUUGCAGUGGCUGAGAUAGCCGUUCAGGUUGGCAUAUUUGUGGAGGAUGCCCCGACAAAGUCUGCUCCAGAUACUAGUACAGAACCUACUUCUGCUCCUGCUCCUGCUCCUGGGGCUUAUGAGGAGGUGUUGGGUGAGAUAGCCAGACUAUCAGGUGCAGUGGACGAUGUUAAGGCCACUCUAGGUAUCGUCCUUAAAAAUCAAGAAGUCAUAUUAGAGAAGCUGGCAACACUAGGUGGUAUACCUACUCCUGCACCUACUCCUGCACAUACUCAUGCACCCACUCCAACAGAUGAUGUAGAGUACGACAUUCUCCCCUCAUGUUACGAGCCUUAAUGAGAAUAGUUGUUAAUGUUAGAGACAUCCGGAAUCAUUGACAUGCUAUCAAUUUUGGUAGAUACAUUAUAUGUUUUGCCUCUGAUGUUAUAAGUUUUUAUUUUAUUCUUUUCGUUUGAAUUGUAAGUGGGCUUGGUGUUACUACCAUACCAUCUUGUCUAUGCUUAUGAGAUCGUUCAAGCAAGAAAGAACAAAAAAGUGUUUUAUGUUGGGAUUUUUAGGAUAUUGGCUUUUAUUAAGUUUGGACUAAUUGAAAUAUAAAGGAAAAAAAAUCAAUAAACUUGCCAUCGACAAAGCGCAAUGUGACUCAGACAGAAUUAUUUUGUUAAUUUAAGAAAUAUUGGCUGA
Messenger RNA from Humulus lupulus (European hop), 2061 nucleotides. RefSeq lists its product as uncharacterized. The transcript is spliced from 3 exons. NCBI's taxonomy places the organism in Eukaryota, Viridiplantae, Streptophyta, Magnoliopsida, Rosales, Cannabaceae. Bases 319 to 1713 code for a protein of 464 amino acids. The record is from RefSeq and is a predicted model, not a curated record.